AUGGAAUUUAAUUUAUUUGGGAUAGAUAUAUCUCAAAAUAGUGAGGAAGAUAAAGUAAAUAUUAAGAACUUAAAGAAAGUUCCAAAACAUUUUGUAAUUACCUUUAGAGAUAGGGAAGCAAGUGAAAAAGGAGUUCUAGUCCUAUUAUACAAGAGUUUAUGUUUAUUGAAGACUGUUAAUGUUGAAUAUGUUACUAUUUUUGAGCCUACAGGGAUUGUACAGUCUAAGUUGACACCUCAUUUAAGAGAUGAUAAUGAAGUUCCUACUAAUAUACGCUUUUUAACAAAAAAAGAUUCUAUUGAUGAUUUCUUUGAGAAAAUUGUCCAGAUAACAAAUAUUUCUAGAAGUGAACAGGAUGAUAAUGAAAAUAAACUUACUUUCAAAAAUUUAUAUGAAUCCUUAAAUUGUGGUGGAACUUGGCCACCUGCAGAAUGUAUAUUAAUACUAAGAAAUUUACCUUUAGAUGUUCCUUUGAAUGGAGUUGAAGAUAUUAUAAAAUUUCUGAGGAGAUUACGUGAAUACUUAGCAACAUUUACAAUAAAACCAAUACAAAUUGUAAGCAUGGGAGCAUUUGGAAAUAUGCCGCCUAUAUUACCAUUGAGUGCAGAGCUAUAG
Molecule: messenger RNA, 615 nt
Organism: Cryptosporidium muris RN66
Lineage: Eukaryota; Apicomplexa; Conoidasida; Eucoccidiorida; Cryptosporidiidae
Exons: 2
Coding region: 1-615 (204 amino acids)
Source: RefSeq, a predicted model, not a curated record